Messenger RNA from Bombina bombina (fire-bellied toad), 4930 nucleotides. RefSeq names its product mannosyl-oligosaccharide glucosidase (gene MOGS). The record is from RefSeq and is a predicted model, not a curated record. Bases 82 to 2565 code for a protein of 827 amino acids. The transcript is spliced from 5 exons. Gene Ontology annotation, cellular component: endoplasmic reticulum membrane. Gene Ontology annotation, molecular function: Glc3Man9GlcNAc2 oligosaccharide glucosidase activity. Gene Ontology annotation, biological process: oligosaccharide metabolic process; protein N-linked glycosylation. Lineage: Eukaryota; Metazoa; Chordata; Amphibia; Anura; Bombinatoridae.
CUUCAAUCGUCUGUCCCUUAUACCUCAGUCUUAUGCGCGAGAUUUAAUCCGGUGACGAGAAACGGCCUGUAAGGUUUCAGUAUGGUGCGUGAGCGCAAAAGACACCCGGUUACUGAUUCUCGCCCAGUGCCACCUUCCAGGAAGACACCUGUCCCGGCUCGUGAUGGGAGUCGAGUGCUGCUUGUGGCUCUGCUGUCUCUAGUCAUUGGAGUCAGUGCUUUUGGCUACAGUGCGUAUGUGAAGUGGAGUCUGUCAACUCGCGUGAUUACACUUCACCCGGCACCACCCAUCUUUACUCCCAACAGCAGCUCUCAGUCUGUCUCUCCCAGCUUGUUUUGGGGCUCCUACAGGCCUAACGUCUAUUUUGGGAUGAAAAGUCGUAGCCCUCGCUCUGUGGUUACAGGUCUCAUGUGGCUGUCUCAGUCGGGUGCCCCCUCUCUGCGCCACAUCUGUGAGCAAAGCGACGGUCUUGCGCGCUAUGGGUGGCUGAUGCACGAUGGUGUGAACUUUGGGUCUCAGGAGAUCCGAGAUCGCGGGUUCACCCUGACAACGGAGUUUGUGAAACGGCCAGGAGGCAGUCAUGGUGGAGACUGGAGCUGGAGGGUCACAGGAUCACCUGAGACCUCGGCUCUUCCAGGGCAACUGGUCUCUAUCAUGUUUUAUGUCGCCACUGAUGGUCAGGGAUCACUGACACCCCAUGUUGAGGGAAGAAAUCAACUCACCCAGAUCACAGGAACAUCCGAGGAGCUAGGCGGUUUCACUAUUCGCUUUCCAGAACCACAGGGCAGUGGAGGUUACGUGAGCUAUAACCAUCUCAGCACUGUUUGUCCUGGUCUUCAUCUUCUGACAGACGUUGUACGCAGCAGCCUAAAGGAUCGCUUCACUCACCCUCUUCCAGAUGGGGUUUCUGCCAACAGCAAGAAGAGACGAUACUUUGGUCUGGAUGUCUACCUCCCCCCAGCACCUGCACCAGGUGCCCCACCUCUACCCGCCCACUCUCAGCUAGUGGUCCACCAGCUCACUCUCCAGCUUCCCUUUCAAGUCGAGGUCCUGUUUGAGUCAGACAGUUUUCACGAUCGGCCGGGGCCCCUCUCAGGCAAGGCAUUGAGCGAUUUGCUGGGCAAGCACCACAGGGCUAUGGAGGAACGUUUUAGAAACACUUUUCGACUGGAGGAGAAAGGGUUUAUUCCUGAACAGGUGGCUUUUGCACAGGCUGCCCUAUCCAACAUGCUGGGUGGGAUGGGCUACUUUUAUGGUAGUUCACUGGUUCAGUCACAACACAAUCCGGAACCAGUGCUUUACCCAGCAGCCCCUCUCUACACAGCUGUCCCAUCCCGUUCCUUUUUCCCACGGGGCUUCUUGUGGGAUGAGGGCUUCCAUCUGCUUUUGAUUGCACGUUGGGAUCCAGCCUUGGCCUGGCAGUCUUUAGGGCACUGGCUGGAUCUAAUGAAUUCUGAUGGAUGGAUUCCACGAGAGCAGAUUCUAGGCUCUGAGGCUCGUAGCAAAGUACCUGAUGAAUUUGUGGUUCAGAGGGAUGAAAAUGCAAACCCACCAACCAUGUUCCUGGCUCUGCAACAGUUGUUGUCUACAGACAGUGCUGCUGGAGACCGACUCCAAUUUCUGCAACGUGCACUAUCUCGCCUCCAGACCUGGUAUAACUGGUUUAACAUAACACAGGCAGGACCACUCCCUCACACCUACCGUUGGCGUGGAAGAGACAAGGAUUCCCUGCGUUUCCUGAAUCCUAAGACUCUGACUUCUGGCUUAGAUGAUUAUCCUCGAGCAUCUCACCCUUCUGAUGAUGAGCGGCAUGUUGAUUUGCGCUGCUGGAUGGCACUUGCUUCUGAAGUAAUGGGGGACAUCUUUGAGCAUUUAGGGCAUGAUGGAGGGUUGUACCAUGAGGGCCAUCGCAUAUUGACAGAUAAUACUUUGCUUGACAGACUCCAUUGGUCUGAGAAGCUUGGGGCAUAUGCAGAUUAUGGGAACCAUACACAGAAUGUAGCAUUAGAGUGGCAAAGACUGCAGCCAGCACCUGGGCAGGACCCCCGCAGUCUCCCACCACCUCAGCUUGUCAGGGUAGUGAAGAAGCCCCCAAAGUUGCAGUAUGUCAGAGCUCUUGGCUAUGUUUCCCUUUUUCCCUUCCUCCUCCAGGUGCUUUCCCCUGAUUCACCACGGCUUGGCCGCUUGCUUGAACAGCUGCGUGAUACUGACAAGGUAUGGUCUCCCUAUGGCCUUCGCUCAUUGUCCAAGAGUAGCACCCUCUAUUUAAAACAUAACACAGAACAUGAUGCCCCCUACUGGAGGGGACCCAUCUGGAUGAACAUCAAUUACUUGGCAGUAAGAGCUUUGCACUACUACAGCUUAAGAGAGGGGCCUCAUCAGGAAAGGGCAACACGCUUGUAUAGGGAACUGCGUGAAAACCUUCUUUCCAACCUGUACCGGCAGUAUAAGGAGACUGGCUUCCUAUGGGAACAGUAUAAUGACCAAACUGGCCAUGGGCAGGGCUGCUUCCCUUUUACAGGAUGGUCUUCUUUGAUAGUACUGAUCAUGGCUGAGGAAUAUUGAAAGAGUGGACAGAGUUAAUUCCCAUUCACUGGUUACUAAAGGGGGGUCACAUAAUUGCUCCUCCUUCAUUGGGUGGUCCUCUAUAACAUUUGCUGAGGGAGCUGGGUGCACAUAGCUGUUUGCUAUUUACACUGAGGUUUAGUUUGUGACUAAGAGGACAAUGGUUUGCAGGGAUGGUACCUCUUGACUGUAAGUUCCUCAUAGAUGGUGCUGAACAAGGCUGGAAGGCAUUUACGGUUGAUUCUGCCAUAUGCUGAAAUUUCUCUUAUAAUGCUUAAAAUGUCUGAGGAAGUAGGGUAAGGUUGCUCCUUAUCCAGGAGGUCCUUUGGUCAUUAUCACGGUCUAGGAGUAAUGACUAAAAUUGUUUGGCUGUACUGAUUUCUCUAAGAUGUACUAAUUUAACAUGUUGGGCUGGAAUAAUUCUUCAGUACAGCUUCAUCUUCCCCAGCUAAAUAGUCACUGCUGAUUAUGACCAAGGUGAGGGAAAGGGUAGGACAGAUUCAUCUUCCCCAGCUAAAUAGUCACUGCUGAUUAUGACCAAGGUGAGGGAAAGGGUAGGACAGAUUCAUCUCCCCAGGCUAAGCAGCCACUGCUGAUUAUGACCAAGGUGAGAGGGACAGGGUAGGACAGCUUCAUCCUCCCCUGCUAAAUAGUCGCCGCUGAUUAUGACUGAGGUGAAGGACAGGGUACGACAGCUUCUUCUUCCAUGGCUAAAUAACCACUGCUGAUUAUGAUCGAGUUGAGGGACAGGGUAAGACAGCUUAAUCUUCCCUGACUAAAUAACCACUGCUGAUUAUGACAGAGGUGAGGGAAAGGGUAGUACAGUUUAAUCUCCCUAGGCUAAAUAGUCACUGCUGAUUAUGACUAAGGUGAGGGACAGGGUAGGACAGCUUCAUCUUCCCAGACUAACGGUUUCUGAUAAUUAUGACCAAGGUGAGGGAUAGGGGAGGACUGCUUCAACUCCCCAGGCUAAAUAUACACUGCUUAUUAUGACCAAGGUGAGGGACAGGGUAGGACAGCUUAAUCUCCCUAGGCUAAAUAUACACUGCUUAUUAUGACCAAGGUGAGGGACAGGGUAGGACAGCUUAAUCUCUACAGGCUAAAUAGCCACUGCUGAUUAUGACCGAGUUGAAGGACAAGGUAGGACAGCUUCAUUUCCACAGGCUAAAUAGCCACUGCUGAUUAUGACGGACAGGGGGGACUGCUUAAUCUUUCCUGGUUAGUGGUCUCUGCUGAGUAUCACUGAGGUAAAGGGCAGGGUAUCUGACUUGCACCUGCUGUCCCUCUGCAAUUCAUGUCACCUCCCAAUACUGAAUGACAAGUGUAUGUGACCUGCACUGCUGUCCAUCUGCUAUUCAUGUCACCUCCCCACAGUAUGUCCCCUUCCAAUACUGAAUGACAAGUGUAUAAGACUUGCCCUGCUGUCCCUCUACUAUUCAUAUCACCUCCCCAUGGUCUGUCCUUUUCCAAUACUAAAUGACAAGUUUAUCUGGCUUGCACUGCUGUCCCUCUGCUAUUAGUCACCCAAUGUCACCUCCCCGCAAUCUUUCUCCUCCCAAUAAUGAAUGACAAGUGUAUGUGACCUGCACUGCUGUCCCUCUGCUAUUCAUGUCACCUCACCACAGUCUGUCCCCUCCCAAUACUGAAUGACAAGUGUAGGUGACUUGUACUGCUGUCCGUCUGCUAUUCAUGUCACCUACCCAUUAUCUGUCCCCUCCUAAUACUGAAUAACAAGUGUAUGUGACUUGUACUGCUGUCCCUCUGCUAUUCAUGUCACCUCCCAUGGUCUGUUCCUUCCCCAAUAAUGAAUGACAAGUGUAUGUGACUUGUACUGCUGUCCGUCUGCUAUUCAUGUCACCUACCCAUGGUCUGUCCCCUCCCAAUACUGAAUAACAAGUGUAUGUGACUUGUACUGCUGUCCCUCUGCUAUUCAUGUCACCUCCCAUGGUCUGUACCCUCCCUAAUAAUGAAUGAGAAGUGUAUGUGACCUGCACUCCUCUCUGUCUGCUUUUCAUGUCACCUCCCCACAAUCUGUCCCCUCCCAAUAAUGAAUAACAAGUGUAUGUGGCUUGCACUGCUGUCUGUCUGCUAUUCAUGUCACCUCCCCAUGGUUUGUCCCCUCCCAAUACUGAAUGACAAGUGUAUGCGACUUGUACUGCUGUCCCACUGCUAUUUAUGUCACCCAGAGUCCCCUAGUACCUUGUCCUUAUGGUCUCCUUCUAUUCUGCUCCUCGCAUGCUUAGCAUUAUCUAAAGGCCUUCUCAGACAAACCUGCCAUGUUUUACUUUUGUGCUUUUAUCUGCUGAUGACAUUAUUGCUAAUCAUUUUCCAUUUGAACUAAAUACAGAUUCUUUCCUUCUUAAUA